Cotesia congregata is the source of this 3294-nucleotide messenger RNA. Lineage: Eukaryota; Metazoa; Arthropoda; Insecta; Hymenoptera; Braconidae. The record is from the annotation of a GenBank genome assembly.
AUGGGAUACUUAAAAAUUGACUUUACAUUUAUAGAAUUGAUUAAUUUACAGCCACCAUUGCUGCAAGCGAUUUUCCUUGGUGACAUCCAAGAAGUUCGCUCUUUAUUGGCGACACAGCAAGAAAGUGUCCAUUGGAAGGAUGAAAAACUGCGUACGCUGGUUCACGCAGCAGCUUUUAUUGGAGAUCCAGAAAUCCUUGAAGCGUUGAUCCUAAGCGGAGCCGGAGUGAACAAAAAAGACAAGCACUGGCUGACACCGUUGCACCGAGCGUGUUGUUCAGGGAACGUAGCAGCAGUGGAAGUCCUGCUGAAGCACGAUGCAGCGGUGAACAUCCGAGACACGACCUGGCGAACGCCGUUGCACGUAGCAGCGGCGAACAACGCAGUAGAAUGUGCUCGCCUGAUCCUGCCAAAAUUAUUCAAAAACAUAAACUUGAUGGACCGAAGAAGAAGGACCUGCUUGCACUACGCGGCCUCGAACGGGCACCUGGAGAUGACUCGCCUGCUCCUAGAGCAGCCAGGUUGUGCAAUAAACGCCCGGGACAAGGAGGACCGAUGCGCUCUGCAUUACGCGGUCUCCGAAGGUCAUGAAGAGAUUGUAAAAAUUCUCCUGGAGCACGGAGCUGAGGUCGACGUCAAGGAUCGGAAUCUCUACACUCCCUUGCACGUCUCGGUAGCUGCGGGGAAAUUCGGGUGUCUGAAGAUCCUGAUCGAGGCAGGGGCUGAUAUCGAGGCGAAGAACUCCUACGGGAACACGCCGCUCCACGUCGCCUGCUUGAAUGGACACGCUGCGGCUGUUGCUGUCCUGGUCUAUCAUGGCUCCAAUAUUGAAGCUGUUAAUUACAGAGGACAGACACCGUUGCAUAUAGCCGCUGCGAGUACUCAAGGUGUCAGCUGCUUGGAGAUUCUCCUCAGCGCUGGGGCUGAUAUUAAUGUCCAGUCCCAGGACGGUAGGACUCCGCUUCAUAUGACUGCUAUUCACGGCAGGUUCACUAGGAGCAAAAGUCUCCUGGAUGCUGGAGCCUCUCCUGACACCAGGGACAAAAAUGGAAACACUGCCUUGCAUAUUGCCGCUUGGUUGGGACACGAAUGCCUGACCACCACUUUGUUGGAGUGCGGAGCUUCUCCUGCGGCUAGGAAUGCUGAACAGAGGACGCCCUUGCAUUUGAGCUGUCUUGCUGGGCAUAUUGAAGUCUGCAGGAAGCUACUACAGGUGGACAACAAGAAAAUUGACUCCCGUGACAUUUGCGGGCGAACGCCCUUGCAUUCCGCGGCAUUCAAGGGUUCAGUGGACUGUUUAGACCUUCUGCUGUCCAGCGGAGCGAAUUUCCGACUGUCUGACAACGACAACAGACUGGCCCUGCACUACGCCGCGAACCAGGGUCACUAUUUGUGCGUGUUCACCCUGGUAGGGUACGGCAGUGACCCGAAUGCCCAGGACGUGAACGGCGCGACGUGCCUGCACCUGGCAGCUGGAAGUUUUUCAGUGAUUCACAGCGGUGACUAUGCUGGCGAGUGCGUCAGGUACUUACUUACCCACAGAGCGGACGCUCACAUCCGAGACAAGCGCGGAUUUACCGCGAUUCACUACGCCGUAGCCGGAGGAAACCAGUCCGCCUUGGAAGCGCUGUUGAACGUCUCCGCGACGGUCAUUUCUAAUAAUCAGUCCUCGACUUUGACUAAUUCAAAAAGCAGCCAGCCUUCGCCCCCGAUUCGCUGCGAAAAUAUUUCACCGGCUUCUCCAGGUUCUUCAACCCCAUCAUCAGUAAACCUCACUGCAGCCUCGUUGAUCCAAGGACCGGGGAAUCCCGCAUUGACGCCGCUCCACCUUGCAGCUUUUUGCGGCCACGGAGAAAUUUUAAGGCUGCUAUUACCGCUGUUCCCUAGCACGAACAUCCGGGAAGACACGGGGAAAACUCCCCUGGACUUGGCAGCCUACUGCGGUCACGAACAGUGCGUCAGAUUAUUAUUAAGAUGCGCAGCCCUGGUCUCGGUCCAGGACAACGUCACCAAAAGAACGCCAGUGCACUGCGCAGCGGCAAUGGGUCACGCGGACUGCCUGAAACUCCUUCUGAACAACAUGGAGGACCCCUCGGUGAUCGACAGGUACGACAUUAAGCAUCGGACCGCCUUGACCCUCGCGGUCGCCAAUGAACACACAAAAUGUGCAGCUAUUUUACUGGAAUACAAAGCGGACUGCAAUCUCCCGGAUAUCAAUAAACACACGCCGCUGUUCCGCGCUGUUAUUCAAGUGCAAUAUAAUCCAGAUCCUGUGCUAGAUCAGCUGUUGAGACACGGAGCAAGAGUCUCUGUUCAAGACAACUCUGGGAAGACUCCAGUUCAUUUGGCUGCUGCGGCUGGAGGGCUGUACGCUCUGGAAGCUUUACUAAAAGCAGACCCGAGUGCAGUGUCUCUAAAAGACGACCAAGGCUGCACUGUCCUGCACUGGGCGUGUUACAACGACCAUUCGGAUUGCGUGGAGUACCUUCUGCAGCAGAAUUUUGUCGACACGCUGGAAAGCAACCCACUGUCUGCGGUCCACUGUGCAGUUCACCAGGGCUCGGCAGAGUGUCUUAAGCUUCUAAUCGACAAGUUCGGAGGCAAAGCUGUCGCUGCUGCGCCACGAGAUAAUCCUGGGGGCAGGUUACCCCUCCAUGUUGCAGCUGCUUCAGGAUCCGUCGAAUGCGCUAAAUUAAUUCUUCACUCCGUCGGGGCUAAUCUUGCGGGUCUUGAAGCUCAAGACUACGCGGGGCGAACUCCCCUUCUCAGUGCUGCUCUUGCAGGACAAACUGCUACAAUAGAAUUAUUAUUGGAAUGGAAAGCAAACAUCCAAGCAGUAGACGCUGGAAAUAACACAGCUCUUCACCUGGCUUGUCAAAGAAAACACUCACAAGCAGCUUCUCUUCUCCUGGAUAUAAUCGAAUCAUCCCAGACUGUACCUUUAAUCAAUUCAACUGAAAAUUCUCAGAAGAAUCCUUCAAAGCGGGUGGAAAUUGUCAAUAUGGCUAACAAGCAAUUGAAAACUCCACUUCAUUUUGCUGCUAAAAAUGGUCUUGUUGGCAUAACAAGAAGACUAAUUCAAUUAGGAGCUAGCAUAGUUGCUGUGGAUUUAGACGGAUUGACUCCAGCGCUAGCUUGCGCGCCCAACCCCGCUGUUGCUAAAUGUUUGGCAACUAUUCUCGCAGCUCAUGGGCAAAAUUUGGAGUCUACACAACAGCCGUCAAUUCAACAAACCUCUGAGAUUUAUUUAAACGGCAAAGAUUCUCAGCAUAGCUCGGACUCUGAAUUCUACUGA